AACAGAAAAAGAGGACGGCGGAAGCAAGCAGCAGAGUAGAGACUUGGAGUCGGCGUGGUGCUUGUGUUUCCAUUGAUUGAAGGCAAAGAGUAGAUUGACUAAUAAUGGAGGAUGAUGAGAUGGAUUCUUUAUUCGAAGGGAUGGUGUUGUUUUCUCCAUCUCAAUUAGUAACAGAUCAGAGCCUAGAGGGCGAUCAUUCUGAAUCUCAAUCUCAAUCUCAUCAUGAUGCUCCUUCUUUGGAAGUAGUACCAGCACCGGCAUCCUCAUCAUCUGAGCCCCUUGAUGAAGACCUGUUCUCCGACCUCACUCUCCAAACCCCCGAAUACCAACCCUCCCCUUCCAAAACAAAGUCUUCCCGAAAGAAAAAGAAAGCCGCUGGAUUACGGAUCGGAUACGCUAGAGAUUCGCCUCGUAUACUUCCUGACGGAGAUUAUGAUGAUGACACUUUUGAUGAUGAUUCUUCAAUUGUGGCGGAUGAAACUUCUUCUACUUCUAAUGUACCUGAUAAAGACAAAGAGAAAAAGAAAGAUGAUGAUUAUAAUAAUCCCCAACAAAGAUUUGAGCAUGUUAAGACUCGGAUUUUAGAAAAGCUCAACACUGCUCGUGAAUUUUCCUCCUCCGUUUCUGCAGCCCGCAAGGAUUCGAUCCGUAGAAGAAGAAAAGCUUCCGAAGAUCUUCUUUCAGCAUCCUUAAAGCGCUCUCUCCUUGAAAAGCACUUGGACGAAGCAUGUGAGGCGGAAGAUUUUGAGACCGCCCAGAGGAUCAGCGACGACCUCGCUUCGUCCGAGAACCAUAAACAAUCUCUUCUCAUUGCUCUCAGAGAUGCUGAAGCCCAUUGCGAUGCUGUUGAUUCCCAGGUGCAUCAGGUUCUCCUCUCCCAGAUUGCUGCCGAGGAAGAAUCUGCUUCGUUACUCUACCGUUUCUCUGCUGAUGCUAAAAAUGAUGCAGAUGUGUUUUUGAAGCAAGCAGAAACAUUAUCUUCUGAAGAAAUGGAAAAAUGGCUUUCGUCAACUGAAGCCUUGGAGGGCAGAAAGAUAGAACUAGAAAUUGAAUCACAUCUUGUAAAUGAUGCCCGUUCGGUGUUGAAUAAUUCAGUUGACGCUCCAAUUGAGGAUGAUAAAAGAGAGAAAGAAUUUCUUUGUAAGAGAAAGAAUAUGCUGUUUGAUGAACUGCAGAAGCUACUUGCUUUGGUGAGGGAGAAAGAGAAGGAGAUAGCUGACAAUGACUCUAAAAUCCAAGCAGUUGAGAAAAGGAUUGCUGAUGCACUCUCUGGUUUUCAGGAACUCCAAUCUAGCGUUGAUACAAAGUUUGAUAACUUGCAAUCGGCAAUUUCUCAGUUGGAGUUAGAGAGUGAAGCUUUGUUGAUGAAAAAAAAGGAAAUUGAUGAGUUCCUCAAGGAGGAAGUGGACAGGGUAACAAAGCUUAAGGAAAUUGCCAGAGUUUCUGCAGAUGAGGCAAAAGCAUACCAAGAAAUGGUUGGGCUGAGAAGAAGUCUUAUGUCGUCUGUUUUAAAAUCCAGGGAUUAUAAAGUGAGGCUUGCAAAGACUGAGGAGAAACUUUCAGAGGAAAUACAGAUGCUUCAACAGGAGGUUUCUGCAGCAAGAACUUCCCUACAGGAACUGUCUUCCAUGAAAUCAAGCAUCCAGCAAACUGCGGCAUCCUUCAGACAGAGAAUUCUUUUUACAGACAAAAGAGCCCCAGAACUUGAAGCAGAAAAGAAAGUUGCUGCUACUGCAAGAAAUUUCAAGGAAGCUGCACGAAUAGCUGCUGAGGCAAAGUCAUUGAGUGGUGAAAAGGAUAGCUUACAAAUUGAAAUGGAUAAGGCAGUUUUGAAGCUCGAGAAACUUGAGGGAAAUUUUAAAGACACUGUUAAACGAUUGCAGGAGACUGAAGAACUGAUUAUAUCCAAGGAAAAAGAGAUGGCAGUAGCUCGAUUUCAGAGGUUACUUAUAGUUUCUGGUGCUGCUACUGCAGAAAGAUCAGCUGCCCUAGAGUUGGGUAACCUUGAAGAAGCUAAUCUUCUACUUGGUGAGGCUGAAGCAGCUGAUCAAGAAGCUAAAAAACUUAAACCUAUCUACAAUUUAAGGGAGGAAGAAUUUGAAAAUCUACCAAAACACUUCAUCUCCAUGGAACUUGUUGCCAAUUUUGGCAAGAAGCAAUUGGCAGAAUUGGCUGCAUCUGUCCAUCUUUCUUCAGCCUGAUAUAACAAAUUUAUGAUAAGUAUGAAUAGCCUCAAUUGUUGCACUUGGAGGGGCACCAAGACUGGGAUUUUGAUGCUUUCUUCAGAAUUUAUGCUAACCCCUGGAUGCCUUGAGAGAUGAAGCCCACAGGCAUGACAGUUAUCUUGUUUGAUGAUAUUGAGUCUGGAUCCUCUGGUUGCCAGUGAUUGUCUUGCCCUGUCUCAACUCUCAAGCAAGUUCAGGUUUUGCUCAACCAAUAAUAGGGGAAGAAGAGAAAAAAGAAUUCUGAACCAGUUGCUCUAUUUAUUGACAAAGCGAUUUAGUUUGUCUCCCAUAUUGGUUACCAUCCUAUACAAAAUUUUGCAUUUUCAAUUUGUCAGCAACAAUUAUCAUGUACGCUUGGCUUUAAAUUUUUAUUCUUGAAUGUGUAUUUUAUAUGAAUAAUAGCUUCUUUGCAUGUUUGGUUGCA
This is a messenger RNA of Mangifera indica (mango), 2649 nucleotides long. RefSeq names its product paramyosin. The transcript has 3 exons. Bases 105 to 2201 code for a protein of 698 amino acids. The record is from RefSeq and is a predicted model, not a curated record. NCBI's taxonomy places the organism in Eukaryota, Viridiplantae, Streptophyta, Magnoliopsida, Sapindales, Anacardiaceae.